AAACCACUGACCUACACCACUGCUCUACUGGCCCACACCUUCAGUCUCGCUGGAGAAGAAGACAUCCGAGCUGAGCUUCUGAAACACUUGGACAGUGUAGCAACCUCUGAUGGGUGUCUCCUGCACUGGUCUCAGUCCUCAUCAGAGCGAGCGGAUUCUCUGGCGGUGGAGACAAGCUCUUAUGUGCUGUUAGCUGUUCUCACCAAACCCACACUGACUGCUGCUGACUUAGGCUAUGCUUCCAGGAUUGUCAACUGGCUGGGGAAGCAGCAAAAUCCAUAUGGAGGCUUCUCUUCCACACAGGACACGGUGGUGGCACUGCAGGCUCUGGCUCUGUACGCCACCAAGGUCUUCAGCCCUCAUGGCUUCAACACAGUGACCGUGCAGUCAGCAGGUGGCGACAAACACCAGUUUGAUGUGAACCAGUACAACACAUUACUGUACCAGGAC
Alosa alosa (allis shad) is the source of this 450-nucleotide messenger RNA. RefSeq names its product alpha-2-macroglobulin-like protein 1. The annotation marks the transcript as partial. The record is from RefSeq and is a predicted model, not a curated record. The transcript has 3 exons. NCBI's taxonomy places the organism in Eukaryota, Metazoa, Chordata, Actinopteri, Clupeiformes, Clupeidae.